This is a messenger RNA of Cryptotermes secundus, 925 nucleotides long. RefSeq names its product angiotensin-converting enzyme-like. Lineage: Eukaryota; Metazoa; Arthropoda; Insecta; Blattodea; Kalotermitidae. The record is from RefSeq and is a predicted model, not a curated record. Bases 56 to 925 code for a protein of 289 amino acids. Gene Ontology annotation, biological process: proteolysis. Gene Ontology annotation, molecular function: peptidyl-dipeptidase activity; metallopeptidase activity. Gene Ontology annotation, cellular component: plasma membrane. The transcript is spliced from 7 exons.
UUUAUUCAACAUAACCCCAAAAUUUAGCACGUAUGGUCCUUCCAGUUCCUUUAAAAUGUUGGCAGUGCAACCAUCACAAACUUCUGCAGCAAAAGAAACCUCGUUUCCCUUAAGCCCUGAAUAUAUAAAUUCUUCUGAUUGGGAACUAAGGCAUAUCAAUCAUUGCAGCAUGUCACAGUGCUCUAGUGGCUACAGUGUUCCUAACAGUUGUGAACAUUUUAAUUUGGGAGUCUACGAUGCUGAUGAAGAUGGAUGCAUGAUGUGGUCACAGGAUGUUAGUGGAAGUGGUCCAGAAGGUCCCGGAGAUGUGGAAACUUACUGGGAACAGCAAAGCGAAUUUCAAGGAGGUUACACGGAAGCAUUAUUUCUGUGGGAGAGUAUUGAACCUCUGUACCAGAAGCUGCACGCCUUUGUGUCCAAACAACUCUCCAGGCACUGCUUUUCUCAGGUCUACAAACAGCACUCAUUCCUGUUCCAUCUUCUCGGCACUGUAGCAGGCAAUGACUGGGCCUACAUUGCAGAUCAUGUAUUGUAUUUAGAAAGCUAUCAGCGCUUGCUUGCUUCAGUGACAAGGAAGGUAUUUGGAGGAAUGAAUGUGUACAAAGCAGCAGAAAACAUGACAGUUGAUCUAGGGCUUGGGCCACUUGCAGCAGAGUUCUGGGAGCAGACAUGGUUCAACUCCUCCUGUCCCGCACAUGUUAUUAGCUACUGUGAAAGUGGUAUAGCCAGAGUUAUUACUUGCAACUUAACAGGAUGGCCAGAGUACCUGGAUGCUUAUGAGUCAGUAAUGAGAAUCAAACAUAUUCAACUGGCAGAAAAGGAGAACACUUUCAUCCUCAGGGACAAUAACCAUUAUUCAUCAAUAUAUGAACACCAGUACGACACCAAAGUUACAGGGGUGCCCUGCGACACGUAUCCCUGUUAA